CCUUUUAUGGGUCUAUCACGUGGAUACUAUGUGGUCCAAUGCAAACCGUCCUGAACUUUGGGAAAACUCCCCAAUUCCCCCAUCUAAAGUUUUAGUUUUGUCAAAUACCAAUCUAAAAUUCUACGCCGGAAAGUAGCUCGGUGAAAAAAACUCCCGUUCGAGUUCGAAAGAUACCUAUAUAGGCGAUGGUCGUAAAUGUAUCCUGAUAUAAACAAGCGACGAUGGUAAAGGGAUAAUCCGUUUGAGUAUGACGUAUCUGAGAUUUAGAUACAAGUAGUUUUACAUAUUGAUCGUUCCUUUGAACAAUUUACUAACUUUCUGAAUUGUCGAAAUGAGUAUGUCUGCCCGUAGUCAGCUUUCAUCAUGGGAACUGGAAUUUUUGGAAAAAUUUCAUGCGGGAGGUCACAAAUUCCAAUUUUAGAAGUAAGAACUUUGCCGUGUUUAGGAAUUUUGCAUAAGCCAACUGUUGAAUAUCACAAGAAAUUGAAGAAUAUUGCUUAUAACUGGAGAAUUUUGCCUAGAAAUGCUGGGUGGGGGAUGGUUGCUGCCUACAGGCAGAGACAUUAUAUAUGUCUCUGCAACAGUGUUAUUUCAUACUUUCAUGUAUGGCUCGCUAUAUAAAUUUACUCACUGCAUAUGUAUUAUUCAAUCCUUUUACUAGAUCAACGGGGGAUUCAGACCCUAAAGGAAGAUUACAACAUGCGAGAUGGAUCAGUGGUCAUAAGAGCUCGAUUUGGAAAACCUGCACAUGUUGUAUUCUGUGUGUUCGCUUGUCUCACUAACCUCGUUGUGAUGAUUUCCUUACUCCUUGCUGGUUCUUCCGUCAUGACAAGCCUCGUCCAGGACCUUUCUUUAGAACUGACGUGUAUGAUAUUGGCCGCUGUCCUCGGGUCCUAUACACUCAUAGGUGGACUGGGUGCCACGUUUUACGUGUCGUACUUCAACACGACGCUUAUAUUCUGCAUGGUCAUAUUGCUCGUCAUCGAGGUCUAUUAUAACCCCAGCGGCCGGGAGAAUAAUCCUCUCGGUAACGUAGAUAUCAUCUAUCAGUACCUCAACCAAACGGUCGGCCCCGAGGGUAACAAAGAAAACAGCUAUCUCACGUUUUUAUCUUCCGGAGGCGCUAUGUUUGGGGUGAUCAACAUCAUUGGCAAUUUCGGGACCGUGUUUUGCGAUCAGUCCUACUGGCAGAGCAGCGUAGCGGCUAAACCCGUCCAGGGGGUCUGGGGUUUCAUCGCAGGGGGUCUGACGUGGUUCGCCAUUCCAUUUACUCUCGCCACCACGAUGGGACUGUCGUAUCUCGCCUUGGGGACUCUACGAGGCGGACCUCUACUUUCUCCAGUGGAUGUUGAUAAAGGUCUAGUUCCGCCAGUUGUUGCACAGGUACUACUAGGGUCAUCCGGCGAGUAUGUUCUUCUGAUGCUCAACCUCAUGGCGGUGAUGUCUACGGGUUCCGCGGAAGUCAUCGCUGUCGCUUCAAUCAUCGUAUACGACAUCUAUCAGAUAUACGUUCUCCCAUUCAGGAAGAAUUGCGACAUGAAGAGUUGUGUUCUAUGUAAUCUUCCUCUUCCUGUUGUCAUGGACGAUUGUGAAGAGACAUUAAAAGAGAACGGCAAUGGGAAUGGAAAUGGGCACGCUGAAAAAUACGUAUGUGACUGUCCCCCUGUCAUAUCAUGCGAGCAAUGCACGAAGGACAAUCUCAAAAUUAAGGAAGUGACGGAAAUUAACGUCACUGAACAGUACACGUGUUCAAUUCACGGAAAAUACCGACAGUACCAAGACAAAUUACUAUCCAUCAAGAACUGGAUCAUAUUGUGGCUUACUCUAGCGACCAUUCCUCUGAUUCUGUUUUGUGUUGGAGUGGGGCUCAACCUGGGAUGGGUGUUUUGGUUCACCGGAGUGUUAAUAGGGUGCACUGUUGUGCCAAUUGCACUCUCUGUCACGUGGUCACGAUUGACAUCGAAAGGAAUGAUUUCUGGGGUCGUGACCGGAUGCGCAUGUGGACUGAUUGCUUGGUUAGCUAUGGCGUCAACUUACCCGGGUGGACUCGGGGAUUUUCUCAAAAACACGGGACAGGAACUUGCUAUGUUCGUUGGCAAUUGCGUAUCCAUUGGAGUCGGUGGCGGAGUCUGCAUCAUAGUAUCACUUAUAACAAAUAACAGGAAAACACACGAUGCCCGAACUGAAUGGGAGAAAACUAGAAAUAUUGAGAAUCCGUUGUACCCUUGGUCGUUAAAAUAUGCCCACGAAUUUACGACCAUUUCGCGACCAUCACAAGAGAAAAUGACUCAGAUUUUCAAACGAGCUAAGUAUAUAGCGAUAGGAUUUGGGCUGGUACUGACCGCUGCUAUUAUUAUCAUAUGGCCCUCGAUAAUGAUAAGCAUAGGGGUUUUGAAUGUGACUCAAUUCAGAAUGUGGACUCAGUUAUCCCAGGUUUGGGCGUUCAUCGCCGCCAUUUUUAUCAUCACAGUUCCUCUAAUCCAGGAGAUUUACGGAAUUGUUCAUCGUGUUAAGAAAAAUAGAAACAAUGAGAGGAGUAGGGAAACAGAACAAAAUGGCGGCACACAGCUUAACGGUCAUGCGCACAACGUCGAUGACACAAAACGAGACACCGAUUCCAUGAUAUGAACAGUGUUGACAGAUUAUUGCCACCCAGCACCCAGGGAUUAUGAUCUAUAUUUUAUAUGGUCCAUACUAACCAGUAUGCGUGCCUUAUUGCGAAUGAAUAAGGAAACUAUACUGUAUACCCAAGCAAUACAGGGGUGACAUCUUUCAAUAAGAGCAUGAUGUUACGGAGACUAUAUCGUAGAAUGUUAGUUUCCCAAUAGAGAUGUUCCCCCUUUAAUAUAGUUCAUACUGGGCUAUAUUGAGUACUGAUGGACCAAUGAAGCUUGUAUGUGUGUUAUUAUAGGCCUAGUCCUUCCAGUGAUUGCGAUCUCGUUCUAGCGACAAUCAAAUGCCUAGCAUAAGGUACAUGUAUGCAAAUAUAUUGAAACAUUUACAUAUUUGCUUACUGGCAUCAUCUAUAGGCACGUUCAAUCGACUUGCAAAUGGACCCACGUCGGGGUUUCUUAUUUGAAUGUUUGAUUUCAAUUUGCUGUUUUUCAUCUACAUAUUUAUAUGUAAAAUACAAUACAUAUAAGCUGCAGUAGCUAUACUAUGUAAUAUAGGCGACAGGUUUAUAACAUGUUAAACAUGGAAGCGAUAUUGAAUGUUUAUCAUUGUAUGAAGUUACUACAUAACUUCAUAUUUUAUACUCUUUUACAAUGGUUAAAGGGAUUUUAAUUUUUAUUUUUACUAUCGCACAAUAAAUUGUAAAUAAAGCACGACACGAAUAAUAUAGUUAUUUUAAAUUCAUUUUUUGCUUUUUUGAUGCUUAGCGACUUAAAGAAAUUGAGAAAAUCGGUUCAUAAAUAAGC
Owenia fusiformis is the source of this 3419-nucleotide messenger RNA. The record is from the annotation of a GenBank genome assembly. Lineage: Eukaryota; Metazoa; Annelida; Polychaeta; Sabellida; Oweniidae.